AUGCCGGUGGGACACCAGUUUAGUCCUUACACAUCGAAUGGUGGUUCUAUCAUGGCUAUACAUGGUGACGACUAUUGCGUGAUUGCUGGCGACACGCGCCAAAGCGAGGGAUACAACAUUCAGACACGAUACAAGCCUAAAGUAUUUCGUUUAACCGACAAAGCCACUCUAGCAACAAACGGAUUUGCUGCAGAUGCUGAGGCGCUUGUUGCACGAGUAAAGACACGUCUUGAGAUGUAUCAACAUACUCACGGUCGGUCCAUGCCAUUACAUGCGAUAGCUCGGAUGCUAUCGACCAUUCUGUACAGUAAGCGCUUCUUUCCCUACUACGUUUACAAUAUUCUUGGCGGCAUUGAUGAAGAAGGUCGAGGCGCUGUGUAUGGGUAUGAUCCUGUGGGAAGUUACGAGCGCAUCGUAUGCUGUGCGAGUGGGGCAGCACAAGGUCUGCUCCAGCCUUUCUUGGACAACCAAGUGAUGUUUAAAAACCUAAACUCAACGGCUGAGACAAAGAUUCCAGAGCCAGGGCAUCUACCAUUACAGCAUGCCUUGCGGAUUGUGAUGGAUUCAUUCACGUCUGCCACUGAGCGACAUAUCGAGGUGGGCGAUGGUCUUGAAGUGUUUGUGGUGCGAUCGCUUCAACCGAAAGCUGGCUCAUCUUCGUGUGCAGCUGAAGUGCCCCUUGAGCAGCAUGGUGCUGUAGAUGCCCUGGGUGGUGAGGACGCGUUCCAACCUGGCGCUUGCAUGGUGAUUCGACGUGAACUCAAGAAAGACUGA
Messenger RNA from Malassezia globosa CBS 7966, 774 nucleotides. RefSeq lists its product as uncharacterized. NCBI's taxonomy places the organism in Eukaryota, Fungi, Basidiomycota, Malasseziomycetes, Malasseziales, Malasseziaceae. The transcript has 2 exons. Bases 1 to 774 code for a protein of 257 amino acids. Gene Ontology annotation, cellular component: proteasome core complex. The record is from RefSeq and is a predicted model, not a curated record.